This is a messenger RNA of Choloepus didactylus (southern two-toed sloth), 2458 nucleotides long. It is a transcript of the gene GTPBP3, whose product is annotated as GTP binding protein 3, mitochondrial. Bases 363 to 1928 code for a protein of 521 amino acids. The record is from RefSeq and is a predicted model, not a curated record. The transcript has 8 exons. Gene Ontology annotation, biological process: tRNA methylation; tRNA wobble uridine modification. NCBI's taxonomy places the organism in Eukaryota, Metazoa, Chordata, Mammalia, Pilosa, Megalonychidae. Gene Ontology annotation, cellular component: cytoplasm; mitochondrion. Gene Ontology annotation, molecular function: GTP binding; protein binding; GTPase activity.
CAACUAGUAGAAAUUUCUCCAGGGUUUUGAGCAAGAUGUUCCCCAAAUUUCCACCUCCAGCCCCUCACUUCUGGGGUCUCGGAUCUCGGCCGCAAUUAGGGCCCUAAAAAACUCCGGCUCCGGGAGCCGGGGGAUGGCCUUUUCGCUGCACGCCCUUGGGGCAGUUCCUUUCCUCUUUAACCUUGAGCCAGCCAAUAGAAACGAAGAUCUGCAGUCUGAGGGCGGGACGUCUCCAGAGAGGCCCAAUGGUGGUUGAGAGUCGCUGAGCGUUUUCCACUCACGCCGCCGAGGGGGCGGGGCCUCCUGCCCGGAGUUGAAGCCGCCCGGCGCGGGCGGGCAGGCGGGCUGCGGGCUGUGAGUCCAUGUGGCGGGGUCUGCGGAGCCUGCCCGCCCGGGCGGCACGUGGGCUUUGCAGACCGUCCACGCGCCGGGGCAGCGACGCCCCGACGCCCGGCUCCGGAGCCACCAUCUUCGCGCUGAGCUCCGGCCAAGGCCGCUGUGGCGUCGCCGUGAUCCGGACUAGCGGUCCCGCCAGCGGAGCCGCCCUCCGGAGCCUUACAGCGUCCGGGGACCUACCCCCGGCCCGCAAUGCCCGCUUGCGCCUGCUCAGCGACCCCCGCUCCGGGGAGCCACUGGACCGCGCGCUGGUGCUCUGGUUCCCAGGUCCUCGGAGCUUCACGGGUGAGGACUGCGCGGAGUUCCACGUGCACGGAGGCCCAGCUGUGGUCAGCAGCGUCCUGCAGGCCCUGGGCAGGGUGCCAGGGCUGCGGCCAGCGGAGGCGGGCGAGUUCACGCGGCGGGCGUUCGCCCACGGGAAGCUGAAUCUCACCGAGGUGGAGGGGCUGGCGGAUCUGAUCCACGCGGAGACCGAGGCGCAGCGGCGCCAGGCGCUCAGACAGCUGGACGGGGAGCUGGGCCAACUCUGCCAGGGCUGGGCACAGGCCCUCACCACGGCUCUGGCCCACGUGGAGGCAUAUAUCGACUUCGGAGAAGACGACAAUCUGGAGGAGGGCGUCCUGGAGCGAGGUGGGGCCUGCCCAGGCCGGGGCGUGGGGCUACCCAAGCUUCUCAACCCCCUAAGUCCCCUUUCUCCCUUCUGCUCCUCCCCCACAGCGGACAACACGGUGCAGGCGCUGCAUGUGGCCCUGGGGGAGCAUCUGCGAGACGCAAGACGUGGGCAGCGGCUCCGCUCAGGAGCGCAUGUGGUGGUUGCGGGACCCCCCAAUGCGGGCAAGAGCACCCUGGUGAACCUGCUCAGCCGGAAGCCUGUAUCCAUUGUGUCCCCAGAGCCCGGGACUACUCGUGAUGUGCUGGAGACCCCCGUAGACCUGGCCGGGUUCCCGGUGUUACUGAGUGACACGGCCGGGCUGCGGGAAGGUGUGGGACCAGUGGAGCAGGAGGGCGUGCGGCGGGCCCGUGAAAGGCUGGAGCAGGCUGACCUCAUUCUGGCUGUUCUGGAUGCUUCUGAUCUGGCCUCCCCCUCUAGCCACGACUUCCUGGACAGUGUUGUGGCCCACGUGGGAUCCCAAAACACCAAUGGGAGCAGCCAGCACCUCCUGCUGGUGCUGAACAAGUCAGACCUACUGCCCCCUGAGGGUCCUGGCCACCAUCCUGACUUGCCCCCUCAUCUGCUGCUCUCCUGCCUGACUGGAGAGGGGCUGGAUGGCCUGCUGGGGGCACUGAGGGACGAGCUGGCUGUAGUAUGUGGGGACCCAUCCACAGGCCCACCGCUCCUGACACGCGCAAGGCACCAGCACCACCUCCAGGCCUGUGUGGAUGCCCUGGGCUACUACCAGCAGGCAAAAGAUCUGGCCCUGGCGGCUGAAGCACUGCGGGUAGCCCGGGGGCACCUGGCCUGCCUCACAGGGGGAGGGGGCACCGAGGAGCUCUUGGACAUCAUUUUCCGGGACUUUUGUGUGGGCAAGUGAGGAGCGGUGGGCGCUGGGAACACCGUCUAGGAACGGCCAAAGCUCGGGCCCAGGCAGGAUGGAUGUCCAGAAGCCUAGGGGGAUCUGAGAAACAUCUCAGGCCAAGCAGAAAUCUCAUCCAUCCGAGAAAGAGACAGAUCCCAAAGCAGAGACGAGAAGCAGCUGCCAUCAGGAGUAGUGAGCUCCCCGCUGCUAGUGGCAACCAAGCUGCUGCUCUCCAGAACUCCUUACUGGGACUUGCUGGGGGUUCAGGCCCCAGAGUUGGGCUGAGUAGAGGUCCUUUUGGGUGCCAGAUGCUGGGGAAGUCUGAGUGGAGGGGUGAGGAGAUCUCAGUUCAUUUGUUUGACAGUUUUUAAUUUAUUUUACAAAUACCAAAGGAACGUUAAAAGCUCCAGAGAUCCAGAAAAGUUUAAAAGUGGGAAUCUCCCUCACUCCCUCCCUAGAGGUCAUGGCUUAACAUGUACCUUUCCGGAACAUUCUCUACAUGUUUGCAUACUUGUGGAUGCACCUAUAAAAUAUUAUUAGUCUCU